Nicotiana tabacum (common tobacco) is the source of this 807-nucleotide messenger RNA. NCBI's taxonomy places the organism in Eukaryota, Viridiplantae, Streptophyta, Magnoliopsida, Solanales, Solanaceae. The record is from RefSeq and is a predicted model, not a curated record.
CUCGGUGUACAAGAAUUUUGCUCUAUUUAGUGUAGGAUUUAUUAAGCAUUUAUUACUAAUUGGUUUAGUAUUUAUUUGCUCAAACACUCUUUUCGAUCGUUAAAACAGGUGAUGGUUAAAAUAUAAAUUUGAAAAGUCACAUUUAUUGAAAGUUCAUCACAAAAUCUUCAAUUUCGGAAAUCUUCCAAUUCAUUUGUUCAUCGAGAGCCAAUUACCCUCAGCGUGGUCCACCGUCUCUAGCAUGGUUAAGUGCUAACGACUCACCGGCGGGGUACUCUCAGACGAAUUCUCCGACCAAAUUUCCUAUAAGGCCGGGUCCUUGUUUUACAAUCUCCUAUCGCGUUCCUCUUCAAACAUAUGACAGAAACAAAGUGAAAGAAGAGAUAUGUUGGGAAUUUCAUACGGAGAGCUAUUUGUCUUGCUUGGCGCUACUGCUGCUCUUAUUGGACCUAAAGAUUUGCCAAUCAUAGCAAGAACAGCUGGCAGAUUUGCUGGGCGUUCCAUUGGUUAUGUUCAAUUGGCCCGUGGUCAAUUUGAAAGUGUUAUGCAGCAGUCUCAAGCUCGUCAGGUGCAUAAGGAACUGCAAGAUACCAUUGCUCAACUGGAAGCCAUACGUCAUGAAAUUCGAACUAUCUCUUUUAUGAAUCCUGGUCCAAUGACAUUGAGGCUAGUAGACAGCACCAACACAGCAGCUGCAAAUAACGCUGGUAUUGUGAGCGUUACUGUGUUAAAACAUAAAUCAGAAAACAAAAUUGUUAGAAGAAUAAAGAAAUCUAGAAAACAAUAAAGAAUCAGAAAUAUUCCGAG